UUUUUUUUUUGUCAGGUCUUCCAUUGUUUUGGUCAGUACUUCUGCCUUCACUUUGAAGCUUUCCAGCUUGGCAUGGCCCCUGUUUAUAUGGCAUUCCUCCGUUUCAUGGGUGAUGAGACUGAGGCUCGGAAUUAUAGCUACAGCCUUGAGGUCGGGGGACAUGGCAGGAAACUGACAUGGGAGGGCACCCCACAAAGUGUUCGAGAUAGCCACAGGAAAGUCAGGGAUAGUCAUGACGGUCUCAUUAUUCAACGAAACAUGGCACUUUUCUUCUCUGGUGGGGAUAGGAAGGAGCUGAAGCUAAGAGUUACCGGGAGGAUAUGGAAGGAACAACAAAAUCCAGAAACUGGAGUGUGUAUACCCAACCUUUGUAGCUAAGGCAAAGUGAUUUUGAAGACAUUUACACUAUCUGUGUGUUUGGGACUGUUGCGUGUUGUCCCAUCCUCUUCCACCUUUCUCUCACAUGCUGUAAUGGAUUGAAUUAAUGAAACCCCCCAUUGUUUUUUUUUUUUAAAUAAAAUUGUAUAAUAAACAGCCGUUCUUCCAUGAACUUUUGAUAGUACAAAAAAUAGGCUUUCAAGUUA
This is a messenger RNA of Populus euphratica (Euphrates poplar), 584 nucleotides long. RefSeq names its product E3 ubiquitin-protein ligase SINAT5-like. Gene Ontology annotation, cellular component: cytoplasm. The record is from RefSeq and is a predicted model, not a curated record. Gene Ontology annotation, molecular function: protein binding; ubiquitin protein ligase activity. The transcript has a single exon. The annotation marks the transcript as partial. Gene Ontology annotation, biological process: ubiquitin-dependent protein catabolic process; multicellular organism development. Lineage: Eukaryota; Viridiplantae; Streptophyta; Magnoliopsida; Malpighiales; Salicaceae.